Messenger RNA from Exophiala aquamarina CBS 119918, 396 nucleotides. RefSeq lists its product as uncharacterized. The record is from RefSeq and is a predicted model, not a curated record. The transcript is spliced from 3 exons. Bases 1 to 396 code for a protein of 131 amino acids. NCBI's taxonomy places the organism in Eukaryota, Fungi, Ascomycota, Eurotiomycetes, Chaetothyriales, Herpotrichiellaceae.
AUGUCAGAACUCCAUCAGCCCUUAGGGCCCUACAAGCUUGUAUCCGUCAACACAGCACCAGACAGAGCUCGACGAAUGAUAGCCAAACUGUGCGAUGAUGUCAAAGACAAGUACACCAUUCUUCAUGAAGCGAAUGCAGAGCGAAUCGAAGACGUCUAUGAUAUUGUGCAAAGGGUACAGCCUGAUUUGUUGCUCACUAGGUUACAAUUGUCUAAGUUCUGCGCCUCCAUGUGGACUGAAGAAGAAAGUAAACAGAUCCAGCAGAUAGCACGAGAUAUUGUGCCAAAUGUGCGAACCUAUGCUGUGCCUCAUGGGAUGCAAGUGGCAAUCGGUCCCGACGCGACGGUGGAGCACGUAAAAUCAAAGCUCGUCGAAAUUCUAAGUCAAGAGAAGUGA